Mus musculus (house mouse) is the source of this 669-nucleotide messenger RNA. Its product is annotated as predicted gene, 20890. The coding region runs from base 1 to 669 and encodes 222 amino acids. The transcript has 9 exons. The record is from RefSeq and is a predicted model, not a curated record. Lineage: Eukaryota; Metazoa; Chordata; Mammalia; Rodentia; Muridae.
AUGAGAAGAAUGGCUCUUAAGAAAUUGAAGGUGAUACCAAAGGAAGGUUACUUAUUACUUUUGGACUUUGAUGAUGAGGACGAUGACAUAAAAGUUUCAGAGGAGGCUCUUUCGGAAGUAAAGAGCCCAGCAUUUGAUAAAAAUGAGAAUAUAUCGCCUCAAGCAGAAGCAGAUGAAGAUAUGGGAGAUGAAGUAGACAGUAUGUUGGAUAUAUCUGAAGUAAAUAAUCCAGCAAUUGGUAAAGAUGAAAAUAUAUCGCCUCAAGUAAAAGGAGAUGAAGACAUGGGACAUGAAGUAGGCAGUAUGUUGGAUAAAUCUGGAGAUGACAUUUAUAAGACGCUUCACAUAAAGAGAAAAUGGAUGGAAACUUAUGUCAAAGAAUCUUUCAAAGGCAGCAACCAGAAAUUAGAAAGAUUUUGCAAAACGAACGAACGAGAGAGGAAGAACAUCAACAACAAAUUUUGUGAGCAGUAUAUAACUACAUUUCAGAAGUCUGAUAUGGAUGUACAGAAAUUCAAUGAAGAAAAAGAAAAAUCAGUGAAUAGUUGUCAAAAAGAACAACAAGCAUUGAAACUGUCCAAAUGUAGUCAGAACCAGACCCUGGAAGCAGUUAAAGAAAUGCAUGAGAAGUCCAUGGAGGUUUUGAUGAACUUGGGGACCAAGAACUAA